CCCGCUACCUCAAAAAUGCAGAGGUGGCAUCCAUCCUGCCCUACUCCAAGCCAACAGUGUUGCUGCAGCAUGUUCAACCCCGCCAAAGUAUAAGAUGUAUCAGCCAAACCAAACCUCAAGUCGGGAAACCACAUUGAGGUACUUGACUUGGGACACACCUCUCUCAGAUCAGCAUGAAAAAGCCGUUCAGAAUAUCAGAGACCCCACCAAAUGGCCAGCCCAAGAAAAGCAUUUUGUAGCUGGCCUCAGUAUUCUCACAACAUUCAUGGCUGCAUAUUCCAUCUCCGCAUAUGUUUCUGGGGUUAGCUCCAUCGCCGCCGAAUAUGGGACAUCUCGCACUGUAGUCCUUGUCGGCAUGCCUACGUUUCAAACAGCCUUUGCUGCAGCGCCAAUGGUUCUGGCUCCUUUCAGCGAAUUUGUUGGCCGGAAACCUGUCUUCUUGAGUACAUAUGGACUCUACAUCCUUUGUACCCUGCUUAUUCCUGUUGUCAACAACCUUGCGGGACUCCUGAUUACCAGGUUCUUUCAAGGUGUUGGUGCCAGCACAUUCAGCACCAUGGUUGGAGGCAUUAUCGCAGACAUUUACCAGCCCCACGAGCGUGGUAUGCCAAUGUCGUUGUUCGCAACAGCAUCCUUCUCAGGCGGAAUAGGUCAGCUGGCGUCAAACUUCGUAGUUGAACCCUUGGGUUGGCGCUGGAUCUACUGGCACCAGCUGAUUGCCAACGCCCUUCUCAUAGCCCUGAUUUUCUUUUUCUUUCAGGAAUGCCGCGGACCACUGCUCUUGAGUAGAAGGGCAAAGAUCCUCAAUUCGGCCGACUUGGCCCCGUGCAAUGAAAAGCUGUCGACACCUCGCAUCACUUGGAAGGUGAAAGAGGAAGAAGACCGUGCCACCCUGAAGCAAAUAAUUCGAAUCAGUCUAACCAGACCGUUUUACCUACUCUUUACUGAGCCAGUCGUAUUCUGGUUCAGCAUGUGGAUCUCUUUCAGCUGGGCGCUGCUUUUCAUGUUCUAUGUGUCAGUGCCUCUCACAUUUGAAACGACAUAUUCGUUCACACCGCGACAGGCUGGCCUUGUAAUGCUGGCAACCGUCGUCGGUGCGGGUCUCGGAAAUCUUUGUUACCCUUUGCAAGAACGGCUCUACCGCAAAUAUGUCACUGAACAACCCAGGUUCAGUCUUCUCCGUCAGUUCAGAAAAAGGCCAGAUUCUUCUGGCUUGUGCAGCGACUGGAACCCAGAAGCUAGAUUGUAUACAGCGUGCCUUCUGAGUAUUGCAAUGUCCAUCGGAAUGUUCAUGUACGGGUCACUCAUGAUGCCAGAUAUUCACUGGAUAUUUGCAGUUCUUUCCGUCACUGUCGUCACGUUCGGGUCUUAUUCGAUUUACCUCGCCGUCUUUACCUAUUUCGCUGAUGUCUAUACCACAUAUGCCAGUUCGGCCAUGGCGGCCCAGAGCUUCUGCAGAAAUGCUGUGGCAGGGGCUCUACCAUUGGGCGUGACUCCCAUGUUCACGAACCUUGGUUUUAUGGAAGCUUCCCUCCUCUUGGGUGGAUUUGGACUGUUGAUGAGGUGA
Molecule: messenger RNA, 1567 nt
Organism: Podospora pseudocomata
Lineage: Eukaryota; Fungi; Ascomycota; Sordariomycetes; Sordariales; Podosporaceae
Exons: 7
Coding region: 95-1567 (490 amino acids)
Biological process (GO): transmembrane transport
Cellular component (GO): plasma membrane
Molecular function (GO): transmembrane transporter activity
Source: RefSeq, a predicted model, not a curated record